Molecule: messenger RNA, 1335 nt
Organism: Arabidopsis thaliana (thale cress)
Lineage: Eukaryota; Viridiplantae; Streptophyta; Magnoliopsida; Brassicales; Brassicaceae
Product: embryo defective 2170
Exons: 2
Coding region: 250-996 (248 amino acids)
Source: RefSeq, marked reviewed
AACAACAACAACGUCCUCAUAUUAAAUAGGGACUAUUUAACCACUCUGAGAACAACGUGACGUUUUAAAUUAAAGCCCCAAUAGCAAAGAUAGAAAAAAGAAACUUUAUUUCUCUUAGUAAUACAAUAAUCCUUAUAGAACGGGUCAAGCAAGAUAUCUUUUUUGUUUGUUUCCCUUGUUAAUCGUUAUAAACUUGUUUCUCAAUAAAACUUGAGUUUUUAAAAAUCCAGUCUUGCAAAUUCAUCGACGAUGUUAGAUCCUUCUUCUGCUAAAUCCUUCAAUACCCAUUUGUGUUUUCCGAGUAUUCCCAAUGAUGAUCACUCAGAUUCCGGUGUCUGUUCGCCUACUUUGUGGAGAACCAGUCCCCCGAAGAGUCCUCCUCCUUUUCACCGGCCGGAAGAUUACUGGAGUCUUUCGCCGGAUUCUAAAGCACAGGCUAUUGCUCGUGGUCAACGGGAGCUUAUGGAAAUGGUUAGUAAGAUGCCUGAGUCGUGUUACGAGCUUUCAUUGAAGGAUCUUGUUGAAGUUAAGGUGAAUCAAGAGAAUGAACGGAAGGUGUUCGAUGAAUUGCCUAAGAGAGCAAAUAGGCAGAGUAAAGUUGUGAGGAAGACGAAGAGUGAUAAACGGGUUGAUCCGAAUAGGAGUGGAGGAGGAAAUAAUAGUGGGUUUCUUCUCAAAAUUAUGUUUCUGGUUAGUUUAGGAGCUAUGAAGGAUACGACUAAGAAGAAGAAGAAGAAGAAAAAGGAUGAGGCUUGUAAGGUUUCACCGAGACCUUCGAUCUCUGAGGAGACUGUGAAAGUAGAGGAUAAAGAAUGGUGGAAUAGAAUGUCUGAAUCGAGCACAAAGAGGAGUGGUAGUAGCAGUAGCAACAACAGUAUUAGGAGCCGAAGCAGCUUAAGGGAUGAAAAAAGUAGCUGCUUCUCUUUUCUUACAUUCAAGAAACUAAUUCCUCAGUAUCUGAAACAAAGAUUUAUUGGCUUAAGAAGCAGAGCUUGAUAAACGCAUACACUCGAGUCAGUGUUUGCAGUCUAAUCUUCAGGAGGAACAGCUCAGAGAACGGACACAAAGAUGAUCACUUUUCCGAUAAAUUUUUGCUUCUGCAAAAGCCUAAGUAUCCUUUUGGAUAUGGUUUUAAGUUAUGUAAAUAGAGAUUAAUGUGCAGUUGUGCACUGAUUAGUCUCUCACAACUCUUGGAUUUUGAAUUCUAAUGUACAGUGGUGUUUAGUGUUUAGAAUCUACUUGAUUUUUUUUUUACCUUUAGUUAUCAAAAGCCUAAAACCAAUAAUAACAAUCUUUGCCUUAAAAGGAGUGUCAUGUUUUUGUUCAAAGAGAAAG